AUGUUGAACACGGGGGAGUGGUGUAAAGCAUUAACCAGUCGCGUUGAAAAUGUCUCAUCAACCAAUAGUUGGCGCAAGUCAGCCCAAGAAUUAUGGGAUGGCGAACCCAGGUUACAUGCCAUCAGCCGAAGGAUCAGCGGCCGCCACAACACGAGUGUGACAAACAGUAACAAUAUCUCGAUGAAUACGAACAUGGAGGCACAGGCGAUGUUCGCCCCACCCGCGGCCGCCUCCCCGGGCCCCAGCGCCCCGCCGGCCGGGAUGUUCGACAGCGUGCCUGGAUACGAAGGGACGGUGAUAGGAGGAGGUGGAUUUCUGCCCCCUCCCAUGCCGGCUUACCCAGCUCCUCAGCCUUCACCUGGACCCGAUCAGCCAACCUGGAACAUCCCGUCUAUAUCUGAAGAGACUGCCCGGGAGGCUUUUAUCCUGUUUGCAUCCAGCAAGUGCUGCUACAACUCUUCACCAGCAAAGGAUGGUGUGAUUACCAAUAUGGAGGCAUUCAAUACAUACAGGUAUCGCCUGGAGACAUUUACUGAGUCAAGAUCGACAGAGUGGACCCAUGUGCCAUACCAUGGUCAGCCAGCGGAUGCAUUCACACAGUCACCACCCGGGCCCUGGGAUAUUCCUGCCAAAGCACCCAGUUUUUUUGCAGAUGACAAACAGCUCAUCAAAGUUCCUUACACAUCGUCUGUGAAGAACUGCCACACCUGUUUGGGAAUGGCACGGCAACCUUGCAAAGACUGUUCUGGUGCUGGUAAUAAAGUUUGUUGGGUGUGCAAUGGUUCCGGUUUUCGUCAUGGAGAUGAUCGAUGCCACCACUGCAAUGGCAGGGGGAGGGAAAAUUGCGGCAGGUGUUUUGGACAAGGAUCGAAACAAUGUGACACCUGUAAUGGAAAAGGGCAGCUUUUGGUCUACAUCAAUCUCACUGUCAAAUGGACUAACAACUCGGAUGCCUACGUUGUUGAACAGUCCAGCGGACUUCAGCUGGAGAAUCUUAGCAAAGUGUCUGGCAAGGAGCUUUUUAGAGACUCUCAGUACAUGGUGUACCCUGUGAUGGGCUUUCCAGACACUUCGGUGGUACAGGCCUCGCAGCGCCUUGUCAACGAUCACCAGGGCAAAUUUUCUCAGAGUUCACGCAUUCUUCAACAGCGUCAAACCAUCGAGCUGAUCCCAGUUACAAAGGUCACCUACACAUGGAAAGGGGAAACGCAUAUUUACUUUGUUUAUGGAAAUGAGUUCAAAGUUAACGCAGAUAAUUAUCCUGCUACCUGCUGUUGUUCUGUAAUGUAG
Messenger RNA from Menidia menidia (Atlantic silverside), 1290 nucleotides. Lineage: Eukaryota; Metazoa; Chordata; Actinopteri; Atheriniformes; Atherinopsidae. The record is from the annotation of a GenBank genome assembly.